Dufourea novaeangliae is the source of this 4871-nucleotide messenger RNA. RefSeq lists its product as uncharacterized. Bases 339 to 4139 code for a protein of 1266 amino acids. Lineage: Eukaryota; Metazoa; Arthropoda; Insecta; Hymenoptera; Halictidae. The record is from RefSeq and is a predicted model, not a curated record. The transcript has 11 exons.
UUAUCGCAUCGUGUGUCGAGGGCUAUGCGAACGCGAGACUCGCGUUAAGAAGAGGUGACGAUGUGCAACGAUCGAUCGAGCUGCUGGACAAAGUGCUCUCCGAGUACGACGAGCACGAAACAGAGGGUGAAGGUGACGGUGGUGGAGACUGCAGCGGCGACGGCGACGGCGACGGCGACGACCAAGUCAACGGAGGCGGAGGCAGUGGAGGAGGCGGUGGAGGAGUCAGGGGCGUUGGAGACGUCGGGGAUUGUGGAAGCAGCACAGAACCGAGUAUCGGUCUCACGCCCGACGACGAGAGCCCGUCCUUAGGACAUCAAUCCGAGGACGACGGUUACAUGAGCAUGAAUGGACGGAAAGCAAAGAUGGCCCUGGUAGCAUUGCGUCCGGUUCCAGAUUGUCCGGAGCCACAGGAUCCCACGGGGUUGUCCACGCAAGAGUUUCCUCCGCCGCCCGAAGAAGCCGAGCGAAUCAUUUCCACCCUGUUACCGAUGGUAUCGCCAGGAAACUCGUCGAAAAGGAGCAGUCGUUCGUCGGAUCGUCGGGGUGGGCGACAACCGUGGGUGAUAGCUAUGGAAGAUAGCAUACGCGAGGGAAGCGGUAGCGCGGUUACUACGCAAACAACACUCCCUAAGACGCGACAUCAGAGGCCGUACGGUUGGAAGAAUGGAAACGUCGAACCGUUGUUGAAGGCGACAGAACCGGCACCGAGUCCUCCGAGCAAAUUCGCCAGUCUACCGUUCGAUGGCAAGGUGUCGUUCGGUUGGAUUCCACCACGGACUAACCCUACUGUCACCGAGAGGCAUCGUGAGGUACGGCGUCAUUCCUCCGAAGAAGACGAAGAUGACGAGGACGAGGAAGAGGAGGUGGAAGAAGACGAGAACGACGACGACGACGACGACGACGACGACGACGACGACGACGACGACGACGAUGACGACGACGACGACGACGACGACGACGACCAAGAAGAGGAGGAGAAGAGAUACGAAGGAUUUCAGAGAGACAGAAAGAUUCAUCGACAGAGCUUCGACAGAGAAAAAGAUCGGGCGUCCCUUCUUCGGAAGCAGCGUCAGCACGAGAUGAUGAAAUCGAGUAGCGUGGAGGACAGACUUCUCAUGAAUCACGGCCAUCGGGUCGAUCAACAACACGACAGGAGAAGAAACGACUCGGAUUCGAGCGAGGGUAGAUUCUCGCGAAAUUCCGAGUCCGAGAGAUCCUCUAUUCCACGCUCGAGUUCGAUCAGCGUUGAGAGGUUCUCGAUGCGUGCAAUAUGCGACUCGUCCGAUUUUUCCAGGGCCAACUCGACCUCGAACUCGAACGAGAGAUUCCAUUCGGAUUUCUCGAUAGCCGUUGCUAGCGCCAGCUCGAACGACCGUGUUUCCAUGCCGACCUCCGAUCCUUUCUCGAUUCGAAACUUGGAUUUCGUUUCGUUCUCUCUGCCGACCCGAGCGGAUUCCAGCGAGAGGUUCUCGGCUCCAGCCUCGGACAGAUGCUCCGAGGAGCGGUAUUCCGACAUGUUCUCGACCCGAAAUUCGGACUUUUCUACGCGGAAUUCGACCGAUUUCAGAACACAAUCCGAGGAGGAACGGUUUUCCGACGACUCGCUGGAGGAACUCCUGCCUCCACCCCCUCCUCCCCCUCCGCCUCCUCCUCCCAUCAAUAAGAGACACUCGAUUGCCUGGGAAGUGUCAUUGGAGGACGAUCCUCUCUACGCCCCGGGAAGUACAAAAGUGGUCGGCAGAAGACGACGCAAGAGCAGCGACAUGUCCAGCGCUGGAUCAGCAUCGAAGCUGCGCGACUUGGACGACUGGCAGGAUCAACGGCUCUCGACGACAGACGACGAUUUGAUCUCCCCGUAUUCGGACUCGUCGACGAACGAGCUUGACCAGAUAAGACCGCAAGAUUUUACCAAGAACGGCACCUACGUGAUACGUAGGGGCCGCAAGAGAGAACGGAAGGGAUUACUAAAGGCUCCCACGAAAACCAGAAGCUUGUCUUUCGAGAACGGGGAGGAAACACGGCAACUGUCGGACGCGAAACGAUACUCGAGCACCUUCGACAAUAUUAGAAGUUUACUCAGGGAAGGUAAACUUGAACCGGCCAGUGAUCCGCCGGCGGAAUUUGCAUCGCUUGUUCCACCUGACCUGGUCCGAGUCGUCUCGCUUCCAGCUAUCAACGACGAAAUCGGAAAUCGCGCGCAGCUGGAGGUGACGGUCGAGGAAGAAGAAACGUCGGACGUUUCGGACAAGGACAAGAUUGCGCAGGAUAGGGUUCAGCUUGUCGCUCGAUUAUCGCCCUCCCUCGAGGCACAAUAUCGAGCGAAAGUCGAGCAGGAGAGACUGAACCAGUGUAACAGAGUCACUAUCACAACCUCGAAAAGUUGUUCGAACAACAGCUGGGUAAGCAACGACCAAGGUGGAAUCGAUAGUUGCGCCGCGAAGACGAUCAGGGAACCGAGAAAACCAUCGAAACCAAACACCAGUCUCGGCGAUCACCGAUCGUCGUCCAAGAUUCCGGUGACUCUGUUGAUCGAGGAGCAAAUUGUGAAGAAAGCCUUGAAAGAGAAUCGUCGACAAUUGGAGAAAGUCAGCGAUGCCAUCAAGGAGAUAGAGAGCGUGAAAAACAGCGAGUCAUACCCGGAGGGGAAACAAUGGAAGAAUGGUGGGGACGCGAAUCCGACGACGAGCAAGAGAAACAGCCUCGAAAUCGAGUCGAAUGAACGGAGGACGAUCGAUGUCGUUGCCGCGGUGGCUUGCGCGAGGAAGCUCAGCGACUCGGAAAUCGAUUCCGAUCAUUCUAAAGAUAGCCCGGAGACGAACAUCGACGGAAGCAGACUAAACAACGGAACGGACGUCCAUGCUUCGGAGAGAAGAUCGCGGCACAAUGGUGUCGAGAGCCAUAAGAACGAUCAGAAACAAAUCGAGAAUGUGAUCGAUGCUAUUCUCGAGGACUCGAAGAACCCGGAGUUUCAGGUAAGCGUCGAAGUUCUCGAAUUUCCUCCGUUGCCACCAUCGCCUGUCGAGGAGGCGGACGAAGAGAACUCGGACGUCGGGCAGAGCGGUGUAGUCACACCGAGACCUAAAACUCGAAACAGCAACCGUACGAUGGAAUACAGACCUAGAGUACCGCCGCAUCGCGGACAAGUGGCCUGUCUCCCUUCGGAUUCCAGGGAUCAUCAAGCGUCUCUAAACACACGAUCCAUGGACGCGGGAUUCUCCCGGAGUAGACGCACGCACGGAACCGCUAACCCAAGACGAGAGCAAAUACCCGCGGAACGAAGAACUCUACCCACUGACUUGCCCGGGCCGUCCCGACGACGACCGUUGACCAAGCGACAUUCACCGUCGACGACAGAGCCGUGUUCCAGUUCCUCCGGUGGUGGCAACGGCCACGGUAACGGCAACGAUAACUGUAACGAUAACGGUAACGGUGGUAUCGGUACCAGUGCCAGCAUUGCAGGGAACGGAACCGGAAGUGCUGUCUACAGCAACAGCGGCGGGACUACUGGUAACAUUUCGACAGGUUCCGGAAUGCAAACAUCCUGUUCGCUGCCGGAAACACCAGUUUUUGCCAGAGGAAACGACAUACCGAGAACACCCCAGCACGCGAGUAAUCCAACACAAACACGUCGACAGCCUGGUUGGUACGCUCCAACCACGGCUACCACUGGGUAUCGAAGAAACAAUCCCGGUUUGGAGCAGGCGAUAAUCGGGACAGAGCUGCUACGACUGGCGGGCGGACCGAACCGCGGUUGGUACCCAACGAGGAAAGCGAAUCAACCACGGCCGGCUUCGAUCGAGCACCUCGAAAGGUUGAACAACGCGUACGACGCACGGUUAACCGUAUCCGGGGAUCAAAGGAAACCUCUGACCUUGCCGACAAACAUCACACCGAACAAAUACUUCGGCCAAAGUAAGCACAGCUCCGCCUCCAGCACUCGCGAGGCGCUACGGAGGGUCACUAGCUUGCUCAUCAAGAAAGGAAACGGAAGCAAGGAUGGGAAAAGUGGAAAGGAUACCACCGUGGCAUCGUGUGGUCCUUACGCCGCCGCUGAAUGCGGAGACGCGCCGAAGAAGAAGGGAUUCUUCAAGGGUUUCUGGAAGAGAUCGCGUCAUUACUCGUUGGAAAACCAAUAGCCCAGAUGCGGUAGGAUGACGGGCCAGCAGCAACGACAGAGACACGCGUCGAGACAACAGCACUGUUAUCGACGACAACGCGGCGUCGCUACGAGCACACUGACAAACAGCCCUUGCUGCUGCAUCGUUCAGUAAUGUCGAUCGCAACACGAGAGGCAGUGUUCCUUUCUCUGUUUCAUCGACCUUUUCUUUUAUUCGAUCUGCAAUAGUGACACGGACGACUGCGACUACGACUUCGAUCCGAUUCGACUCGACCUAACCCAGACCGUGACACAAACACCCCAAGACCCAGGACCUCGAGUUCAAGCAACUUUUACCAUAAUCACACGGGUAAUCAUCUUUCUGCGUAGUUCAUGUUCCUGACUUUUCUAUUUCUUCUUGCUUACUUUUCUCUAUCGCUUUUACUCGAUUUGCUUUCAUUCGAUUCCCAUUUCGUUUCGCUCGCGCCACCUCUUGUGUUUCUCGUUCAAACUCGGGAACUGGAGAGAAGCAGUUCCUAAUGUCGCCAAAACGCAUCAUCCAUACUCGCGAUUGGCUUCUCCUACUUUCGAGAAAAACACGGUAUGACAGAAGCUUGCUCAUCCGAGAGGCUAUCUGAUGUACGACGUGUGAAAUAAUCUGAUCGAAAAGCGAAAUGUUAAAUCGGUUGUUUCGAUUAAGUACUUGAUUCACAGUACCACGAAAAUACACUAAAUAUACUUAUAGGACAACAGUCCUUAAUUAAGAAAUUAA